AUGGACGCUAACAACACAGCCCAACACAGUGGACCAACACAGUGGACCAACACAGUGGACCAGCACAGUGGACCAACACAGUGGACCAACACAGUGGACCAGCACAGUGGACCAGCACAGUGGACCAACACAGUGGACCAACACAGUGGACCAACACAGUGGACCAACACAGUGGACCAACACAGCGGACCAGCACAGCGGACCAACACAGUGGACCAACACAGCGGACCAACACAGUGGACCAGCACAGUGGACCAACACAGUGGCCCAACACAGUGGACCAGCACAGUGGACCAACACAGUGGACCAACACAGUGGACCAGCACAGUGGACCAGCACAGUGGACCAACACAGUGGACCAACACAGUGGACCAACACAGUGGACCAGCACAGUGGACCAGCACAGUGGACCAACACAGUGGAACAACACAGUGGACCAACACAGUGGACCAACACAGUGGAACAACACAGUGGACCAACACAGUGGACCAACACAGUGGACCAGCACAGUGGACCAGCACAGUGGACCAACACAGUGGACCAACACAGUGGACCAACACAGUGGACCAGCACAGUGGACCAACACAGUGGACCAACACAGCGGACCAGCACAGCGGACCAACACAGUGGACCAACACAGCGGACCAACACAGUGGAACAACACAGUGGAACAACACAGUGGACCAACACAGUGGAACAAAACAUGUGAUAUUAAUUAGUCAGCCUUAA
Molecule: messenger RNA, 729 nt
Organism: Salvelinus namaycush (lake trout)
Lineage: Eukaryota; Metazoa; Chordata; Actinopteri; Salmoniformes; Salmonidae
Product: variant surface antigen E-like
Exons: 2
Coding region: 1-729 (242 amino acids)
Source: RefSeq, a predicted model, not a curated record